This is a messenger RNA of Nerophis lumbriciformis (worm pipefish), 980 nucleotides long. The record is from RefSeq and is a predicted model, not a curated record. NCBI's taxonomy places the organism in Eukaryota, Metazoa, Chordata, Actinopteri, Syngnathiformes, Syngnathidae.
AUGUCCGGAGAAGCUGUCGUCGUCACACUGGAAACGGGCAUCGGGCCCCCCACGUCGUUCCCCGUUGUUCUGAAGAAAAUAAUGGAAAUGCCUCCGCCGAAUAUACUGGACGGUGAUGAAGACACUGACAAGGAGAAGCUGGGUCUGGAUGACAGUGCCGACCUGGGCGGAGGAGUCAGCGAGAUGGGGCCGUCAGCCGUCCUUAACCCCGCUAUCUGGGACAAGACCAUCCCCUAUGGCGACGAGGACUUCCACCUGGAGUACAUGGACCUCGAGGAGUUCCUCAUGGAGAACGGCAUCUCCGCCUCACAGGGAGAAGACUCCCUCCAGGGGAGCAUUUCGAUGGAAAAGAAGAAGGCCGUCAAGACCGAGGAGGUUACGCCGGCCGACGUGGGCCUGCUGCCCAUUGAGGAGCUGGGUAAGUGUGAUGAGGAGGUGGUGAUCAUCACUAACUGCGAGACAGACAUCACGUGUGAUGUUACGUCAGAAGUAAAAACAGAAGCAGAGUGCACGUCCCCAGAGUCUGUCAAUCCUGACGAAAUCGAAGUCGAAAUCAACUACGAGCCAGACCCCACAGACCUGGUCUUGUCUAGUGUACCGGGGGGCGAACUCUUCAACCCCCGCAAACACAAGUUCAGCGAAGAAGAGCUCAAGCCUCAGCCCAUGAUUAAGAAAGCUAAAAAGGUGUACGUUCCUGACGAACAGAAGGACGAAAAGUACUGGCACAGACGAAACAAGAACAACGUGGCAGCCAAGCGCUCACGCGACGCCCGCAGACUAGAAGAGAACCAGAUCACGGUGCGAGCGGCGUUCCUGGAGCGGGAGAACUCGGUUUUGAGGACUGAGGUGGCGGACCUGCGCAUGGAGUGCAGCUCCUACAAGGACAUCGUGGGUCACUACAAAGCCAAAUUUGGAAAACUGUAAGGGACACAAUAUGUGUAUGAAAUAUUGUCAGAUGUACUGACCCAACACAAUACACU